This is a messenger RNA of Protopterus annectens (West African lungfish), 2515 nucleotides long. RefSeq names its product ring finger protein 103 (gene RNF103). Gene Ontology annotation, molecular function: ubiquitin-protein transferase activity. Gene Ontology annotation, cellular component: endoplasmic reticulum. The record is from RefSeq and is a predicted model, not a curated record. Lineage: Eukaryota; Metazoa; Chordata; Ceratodontiformes; Protopteridae. Gene Ontology annotation, biological process: protein ubiquitination.
AACCCGUCUAAAUCAAUAACCAACGCCGCCCAAGUAAAUUAAAACUGUGUAAUUUGGCAAAAGCGUAAAGUACUUUUGUCUUUGCUGCCUAUUCCAACACCAACAUUGAAAUUCUUGCUUCUUGGUAAUUGCUGUUCUGUGAAUUAUUGUUCUUUUGGAGUUUUAGGCAGUUAUUGUUUCUAAUCUGAUGUUGUUUUGAGCUGCUGAUAUUCCCCAUAGCUGAAACUAAAAAUGGUCUAGUUUGAUCAAGGUUCUAGUCUUCUUAACAAACAACAAUGAAAACAAAUAAACAAAGAAAUAUCAGUAGGAACUAUAGCUCCGUUAACCUGUUCCCAGCAGCACUACACAGGAGGGACUGGAUGUCUGAGAUGAUGACGUUAUGUUGUUAUGUAGCUUUUCCAGCUGAUCAGUGGCUGCAUUAGCAGCAGAGAGAGUAUAGCAGGCCGAUUUGUGAUUAAGGAAGUGUGGAGGGUAUGAAUGGUCGCUGGCGGGGGCUGGGUAGAAAAACGAAUGGUACCUGGGAAAAUGGCAGUUGAAGCAAAUUCGCUGUCGGCACCAAGUGCAAACAAAAAACACUCUGGAUAGAAAUGUUAUGCUGAAAUGCAAUUGUUACAGAGUAAAAUGGUGGACGCUCGCACAGAGAUUGGGGUUUCAGUGGCCAUGGCCUUCUAUUGGUUUUGAUAGCUGUGUAUGCUUUUGGUGUGCUUAUUUGGCGGAGAGUUGUUUAACUUCCCAUAUUCUCACCCUAAAGGAGAAGGAAGACGCUGAUAACAGCACGGGCCGACUAGAGAUGAGUCUUGAGUGACGCAUAUUUUCAUCAUUUUGUGUUAAAGCCGCAUUGUAGCUCAAAAUGUGGUUAAAGUUGUUUUUGUUACUGUUGUAUUUCAUGGUCCUAUUUGUGCUGGCUCGGUUCUUUGAAGCUAUUGUCUGGUAUGAGACUGGUGUAUUUGCUACGCAGCUGGUGGACCCAGUGACCCUGAGUUUUAAGAAGUUGAAGACUAUCCUUGAGUUCAGGGGACUGGGUUACUCCGGAUUACCCGAAAAGAAGGAUGUGAGGGAGCUGGUGGAAAAAUCAGGUGAACUUAUGGAGGGGGAGCUGUACUCUGCCAUUAAGGAGGAAGAGGCUUCAGAGUCUGCGUCCAGCACUAAUUUCAGUGGUGAGAUGCAUUUUUAUGAACUAGUUGAGGACACCAAGGAUGGGAUUUGGUUGGUCCAGGUAAUAGCCAAAGAUCGAUGUCCCCUCAUGGGAAAUGUGUAUUGGGAGAAAAUGGUUAAGAAAGUUUCCAGGUUUGGUAUACGUACCGGCACCUUCAACUGCUCCAGUGAUCCCAGAUACUGUCUAAGAAGAGGAUGGGUAAGGUCGACUCUUAUUAUGUCUGUCCCACAGACGAAUACUUCAAAAGGCAAAGUGAUGCUUAAAGAGUACAGUGGCCAAAGAAUUGAAGCUGAGCACAUUUUUAAAUGGAUAACUGCCCAUGCUGCUUCAAGGAUCAAAACAAUCCGUUUCCCUGAAGACCUAAAGGACGACUGGAGCCAGGAUGACCAGUAUCACUUGAAAAUGUAUCUGUUUGCAAGUCUUGAUCAGCCACCUGCUUUCUUUUCAGCCCUGAGUGUGAAAUUCACUGGUAGAGUGGAGUUUAUUUUUGUAAAUGUUCAGAACUGGGAUAAUAAGAGCUAUAUGAAGGAGAUUGGCAUGCACAGUAUACCAUCUUAUAUACUUAAAACACCUGAAGGAGUUUAUAGAUAUGGGCACAGAAUGGGAGAAUUCAUAUCACUAAAUGCAUUGGAUACAUUCCUGAGAUCAGUACAACCUGAAGUAAAUGACUUGUUCGUUUUAAGCUUAGUAUUAGUAAACUUGAUGGCUUGGAUGGAUUUAUUUAUUACACAAGGAGCUACAGUAAAACGUUUUGUAGCUCUUAUAAGCACUUUGGGAACCUAUAAUUCUUUAAUAAUAAUGUCAUGGCUACCUGUUUUGGGAUUUUUGCAGUUACCAUAUCUAGAUAGCUUUUAUGAAUACAGUUUAAAAUUAUUGCGAUAUUCCAAUACAACCACCCUGGCUUCAUGGGUAAGGGCAGACUGGACAUUCUAUUCUUCACAUCCUGCCCUUUUUCUCAGUACAUAUCUUGGCCAUGGAUUAUUAAUAGAUUACUUUGAGAAAAAACGAAGGCGUAAUAACAGUGAUGAAAUAAAUGCUAAUAACCUUGAAUGGCUAUCAAGUCUGUGGGACUGGUAUACAAGUUACCUCUUCCAUCCUAUUGCAUCAUUUCAGCACUUUCCUAAUGAGUCUGAUUGGGAUGUAGACCAAGAUUUGUUCAUAGAGAGACUUGCAUUCCCUGACUUGUGGCUUCACCCUCUAAUACCAACAGAUUAUAUUAAAAACCUACCAACAUGGAGGUUUAGGUGUAGCAUUACUCAUUCUGAAGACAUACCAGAGAGUUUACAAGAAAAUGAUAGUGAUUUGGAAGCUGAGAGUAAUACUUCUCCUGAAGUAGAUACAUUUCGAGAGGAGCCAAGG